AUGGUGUUUUACAAAGUCACGUUGAGUAGGUCGCUUAUCGGUGUGCCACACACAACGAAGAGCAUUGUCAAAAGUUUGGGUUUAGGUAAAAGAGGGUCCAUAGUCUACAAAAAAGUAAACCCGGCCAUAGCUGGCUCCCUAGCUAAAGUAAAAGAGUUAGUCAAAGUAGAAGUAACAGAACAUGAAUUAACACCAUCGCAGCAACGAGAGUUGAGAAAGUCAAACCCUGGGUUUAUAGUGGAGAAGAGAACCAUCGACUGA
Messenger RNA from Saccharomyces cerevisiae S288C, 261 nucleotides. RefSeq names its product mitochondrial 54S ribosomal protein uL30m MRPL33 (gene MRPL33). Gene Ontology annotation, biological process: translation. The coding region runs from base 1 to 261 and encodes 86 amino acids. The transcript has a single exon. The record is from RefSeq and is marked reviewed. Gene Ontology annotation, cellular component: mitochondrion; large ribosomal subunit. Lineage: Eukaryota; Fungi; Ascomycota; Saccharomycetes; Saccharomycetales; Saccharomycetaceae. Gene Ontology annotation, molecular function: structural constituent of ribosome.